This is a messenger RNA of Penaeus chinensis, 438 nucleotides long. RefSeq lists its product as uncharacterized. Bases 1 to 438 code for a protein of 145 amino acids. Lineage: Eukaryota; Metazoa; Arthropoda; Malacostraca; Decapoda; Penaeidae. The record is from RefSeq and is a predicted model, not a curated record. The transcript has a single exon.
AUGAUUCAAGAGACUUAUAAGAAUGUUACCACCAAGGCCCGAUACACAGUAAGAAUGACAGAUGGGUUUGAGGUUAAGGUUGGCUUGCACCAAGGCUCAGCCCUCAGCCCAAGACUGUUCAAUAUGGUUAUGGAUGUGAUGACAGAGGAAGUGCGUGAAGAGCCACCAUGGUGCAUACUGUAUGCUGAUAUCAUCGUGUUGGUGGCGGAGAUGAAGCAUGAGCUACAGAGGAAGAUGGAAGGAUGGAGAACUACAUUGGAGAGUAAAGGGCUGAAGAUAAACAGGAAAAAUACUGAGUAUUUCACAACGGACACAGAAGGAGAUCAACAGUCAAUGAUACAAAUAGAUGGAUUGAACCUGAAGAGAGUGGACCACUUUAAGUAUUUGGGAGCGAUGUUUGAGGAAGAUGGCAGCAUGGGAAGAGAGAUUAAACAUUGA